Microbotryum saponariae is the source of this 2702-nucleotide messenger RNA. Lineage: Eukaryota; Fungi; Basidiomycota; Microbotryomycetes; Microbotryales; Microbotryaceae. The record is from the annotation of a GenBank genome assembly.
AUGGUCCUCGUUGACGGUGUCAAGGUCAGUCGACCAGAGUGCAAUGACAAUUGCUACUUGUUCGGCGUGCUGACGCGACGUGACGCGACGUGACUCGCCUUGUACCUUCCCCUCCGGCUUCGUGGGGUCUGCCACACGCACCAAUCCGCUGCGUAGUUCGCUUGCCAUUCGUGCAUCAAGGGUCACCGCUCUUCCAAAGUGAGUAGUGCUCCAUCUCAGCUUAUGAGCCCUGAUCCGGAGGCGAGCUAUUGACAGCACAAUUGGCCUUGCAGUGCACACACACCUCACGCCCAUUGGUGGAGAUCAAGAGUCGGUCUCUUGUGGCUGGCUUGGCACCUGGUCCCCUCGGGCGCUCGGACCUCUCUGUCCCCGACCGGGACCACCGACGAGGGGUCGCACAGCUCUGUACUGACAUGUUUGCUUUGCUUUCUCUCACCGUUCGCCAACACCACAGAGAAAGGAAGACCGACCUCACAAUGCUCGCAUUGUCGCGACUUGCGCAAGACUCGCUCCGUGCACGGCAAGUGCGACUGCGUCGGCAAGGAGCACGAGGGUGCGCAUACGCCACGUGCUACUUCCGGGUGCGCAUGAACUGACUUCGUUCGCCCAACCCUCGUCUCUCCUUCGGACAGAGAAACCAUCGCAGCAAGUCCUACCCAAUGGCUUGUCUGAUCUGAUGAGGGCACGAGAGGACGAAGCCGGUGCUUCAGCCGAACCAGUGAAAGGAGGUGCCCAGAGUAAGCCACACUGAUCGGGGCACGUGGCUCAUCGCAAAUGAAUUGACAAAGUCGAACCCAAUGGACACAAUGUGUGCACAGUGUCUCGUCUUUUGAACCCCUGCAAUUGUCGUCGUGGUGGCAAAUGCAAUUGUUGUUCGGUGGUCGACCGCUCGAAGAAGUCCCGUCUUUCGAUCGACUCGACCACCUCUUCGUCGGCUCCGUCCCCUAUCGCCUCCACCUCCGGAUCACGGUCAACCUCUAGGACAAGGAAAGCAGGUGUAGGUGGCUGCUGCUCUUCCAACAAAGCUUCGAGCGAUGCAGCGAGUCCGAUCACGGCAUCACCCGCAAUUUCGGCCGAAGCCUUCUCCCCAGCUUCUACCGCUUUCAACUUCAGGUCCCCCGACGUGCCCGUGUACACGCCGUUUGCAUCAACGUCCUACUUGCCCGCGGCGCCAACGCCACUUUCGCAGACUUUCUCAUCGCCAUUCCAGUUCCAUUCCGCGUCCUCGACCGCGACGCCUUCGGUAUUUGCGCCAACAACCGACCUCGGCGGCUGCAUCGGCGAUGACCCGACGUGUACGCUCUUGCUCGCCCACCUGCAGGCCAAUGCCCCGCCACCGACGGGCCAAUCUUCAACGUUAUCAGCAUCUGAUUCUGCCCUUACGCUCCCGCUCGACCCUUGGUCGUCGACGCCUUUUGCCCAAUCCUUCGUCCCCCACCAGACUCCACUCUUCCUUCCGCACACGCAAGGCACUUCGGCGUGCUUUUGUGGCGACUCGUGCACUUGCGUCGGCUGCCCUCAGCACGACCCGCUCGGUCAAAAACGCGCGCCUACGCACAAUCCUGGCCCUGGAUGUGGGUGUCGCAAUCGUGCCGCCGAAAGCGCGCCGCCUCCGCUCACAUUGCAGACGACGCAACUGCAACCGUCAGGCAAGCGCGUUUGCUGUCGCUUCAAUACGGAUGUCGAAGUGCCUUCCGAAGUUUCUUCCAUCGAUCAGCUACUGCAGAGCGUGAUCGACCAAACCUCACCGUGCGAGAUUACGAGCUCGAAUCAAUGUGCUAUGACGUUGCCCGGAUUAUGGAACGACGGAGGAAACGAGGCGAUCGCCGCGAACUUGCCCGGGGUCAAUGAUGUUUGGAGCGGUCUCAAUAUCUCGAACGACCCCUGGUUCACCACUUUAGCCAACCCGGAGGCGCCACAGGCGUUGCCAUUGGUAAGUUCCAUACACCUGACGUCACUCUGAAGUCAUGGCGCUGACCUUGACUGGUCCCGUGUAGUUCAUUGCUCCCGAACAACGCCAGAAGCGAAAGGCCAAGGCGCAAUCUGUGUGGGCUUUGCAGCCGCUACCCGAAUCCGGCGAUCCCUGGUCGGCAACGCAACCCCAGGCUUCGACGAGCACCACCGAUUCGAGUGAGAUAUUCUCCAAUCCGUUCCAACGCAACGAAGCGAACGGCUGCUCGUCAAUGUACGCUCCCGCUGCGGACGAUCCGUUGGGCCUUCAGACUUUGAACGAGGGCGGUGAGGACGAAGAUCCGGAACCGGGAUGCGGCGACGAGUGCCAGUGUUCUUCGACCUGCGCGUGUCGUAACAUGGACGUCGUGGAUGACGAUAGCCCCGAGGGUCACUGGCACGAUGAUUUUGAAGCCCUGUCGACAACCGCUUCAGGAUUGUCGACGCCACUACAAAUGUACGGUCCGCAAUCCCUGAGUACGACUGAAGAGUCCGAGGUGCCAACUCAGCAAAUGGCUGCGACUUCGCUGGGGAACGCGGUCGACCUGAGCCUCUCAUUUGCGAGCUUUAAGAACUUCAAGGCCGAAGAUGUCGAAGGUCAGGCCAUGAAGGAAGGGCAUCGACCGGCCGACUUCCUCCUCAGUCCAUCACAACCCUCGCCGGACCCCCUAAGCCCGACGGAUCGCACGAGCUCGAGUAUCAAGCGCGACGACCCUUCCCUCGUUGAUUUUGUAGCGGCUGGGUUUUGUUGA